Messenger RNA from Penicillium alfredii, 1158 nucleotides. RefSeq lists its product as uncharacterized. The transcript is spliced from 5 exons. The coding region runs from base 1 to 1158 and encodes 385 amino acids. The record is from RefSeq and is a predicted model, not a curated record. Lineage: Eukaryota; Fungi; Ascomycota; Eurotiomycetes; Eurotiales; Aspergillaceae.
AUGGCUUCCGAUUAUGCCAGCGAAACCAGAGGACCGCGCAUCCUGGGCGCGUUCUGGUCGCUGACCAUCCUAGCGUUGGCCGUGGUGAUCGUGCGAUUGUUCAUUCGCUUGCGGGUAUUGCGCAACCCGGGCAUAGAUGACUGGUUGAUCGUGGUAGGAAUGACCGGAAGUCUGACCUUCAGCAUUGUGUGCACCGUCGAUGUUUCGCUGGGAUAUGGGACACACACCUCGACCAUCCCCGAAGAAAGACUCAAGUCGGUCCUGCUGCUCAACAACGUCAACUUUCUGUUUGGGAUCAUGUCCUUCUGUAUCCCCAAGCUCGCCAUCGUGGCUCUGCUCGAUCGCCUGUUCAAGAUGACCAAGGUCCAUCGGUUCAUUUUGUGGGGGCUAGCCUAUUUCAAUUUCGUCGUGUCGGCCAUCACCGUGAUUAUUAUUUGGACCAUGUGUGAUCCUCCCAAGGCGCAGUGGGAUCGAUCCCUCAUGAAGCAAGGCGCCAAGUGUCGCGAUCCCUGGAUCCUGGUCAACUAUUCGAUCUUUAAUGGGGCUCUUUGCGCGUUUAUCGAUAUCCUGCUGGGUGUGUACCCCGCGGUCAUUGUGUUCAAACUGCACAUGUCCCUCCGGAAACGACUGGCCCUGUGUGCAGCCUUGGGAAUGGCAGCCAUUUCUGCUGCCAUGGCCGUCGUGAAAUGCCUCCAGCUUCCCGGUCUGGCCGACCAGGCAGAUCCUACCUGUGAGAUUCUCUCAUCCUCACCCAAAGACGAACGAAUCAUUGCUAAUAGUGUUUCCACCAAUGCAGACCACACGGCAGACCUCGUGAUCUGGACCAGCAUCGAAUCCAACGUCAACAUCCUCGCCUCCUGCAUCCCAACCCUACAACCCUUCAUCGAAAUCAUCUUCGGCCGCCGCGCCUUCAAAACCUCCAGCAACCGUUACAAGCAGCACACGCACGAGACGAACUGGAGCAGCAACAUGCGCUCGUCCGGCCCGCGCAAGAGCAAGUCGCGCUUCACCACUGUCGACAGCCAGGACAGCAUUCUACAGACCGUCGACGAGGCCGAGGCCCACAAUCUGGGCGAGAUCCGGCGAACGGACCAGGUCACGAUUGAGUAUGGGCCGCCAGCGGAUAGCUUGGUGCAUGGAGGAGAUCAUCGGGUGUAA